This is a messenger RNA of Cydia pomonella (codling moth), 2772 nucleotides long. RefSeq names its product alkaline phosphatase-like. The coding region runs from base 559 to 2106 and encodes 515 amino acids. Gene Ontology annotation, biological process: dephosphorylation. Lineage: Eukaryota; Metazoa; Arthropoda; Insecta; Lepidoptera; Tortricidae. Gene Ontology annotation, molecular function: alkaline phosphatase activity. The record is from RefSeq and is a predicted model, not a curated record. The transcript has 9 exons.
UUAGGAACAUUUAAAGUUUGUCCAUAAUGUCAACAUCCAGGGAGAAAAAUGAGGACUACGUUUGUAUGGAGAAUCGAUCGUCCCCUUUCCUCUAAAGACCGUAAAAAAAUCACAUCAUAAAUCAUAAAUUUAAAAAAAACAGCAAGUCCAUGUAAUAUAUUAGCCAUUUGAACUCAUUGAUUAUACAUCAAAUGGCGUCAAGGGCAGCCAAUACUUUAAACAUAAUUAGAAAUUCACAUGACAAUGACCGCUCCAUACAAUUCGUAGUUCGCCUCAAUGCACUUUUAAGUGGUAUUAAUUCAACACUCUCCGUAGUGCCAUGAAUACCUUUGCACCGUUAGCAGCAUUUAUAUUUAAAUUUAUUAAUUAAAUUUAACAUUUAAUUAAAAAAAUAUAUGUGUUACAGUAAUAUACCUCGAUAUUUUUACAAUUUCGUUAUUCAAAAUAAAUAAAUAAAUAAAUAAGCACAAAAAUUACAAAAUAUUACUUUUCUAGUGAGUAAAUAGUGUCAGUGGUAGGCAAUGUGAUAGAUUUCGACGGACGUUAUAAAUUUUGAAAAUGGAAUUUUGUGCGCGGAUUUUUGUACAGACUAUCAUCAUUUGUUUUUGUGUUGUUUUUGCAAAUGGAAGGAGUGUACGACAGAAUAGUGGUAACACAAAUAAAGACUUCGAUGAAAGAAACAAGUACCACUGGAGGCAACAGGCACAAUGGACUUUGCGGUCAAAGCUCUCAACGCCACUCAACACCAACAUAGCAAAGAACGUGAUACUAUUCCUGGGUGACGGCAUGAGUGUGACCACACUAGCUGCUACCAGAGCGUAUCUUGGGCAAAAGUAUGGUCAUCUAGGGGAAGAGAUCAAGUUGAGCUUCGAGAUGUUCCCUUACACCGGAUUAUCUAAGACAUACUGCGUAGACCACAACGUAGCGGAUUCUGCAUGCAGCGGCACAGCCUAUCUAUCCGGAGUGAAGGCCAACAGUGGGACUGUGGGCCUCAGCGCCGCUGUCAAACGGGGGGACUGUGUUGGGCAAUUGUCUGGGAACCAUUCCGUGACGGGGCUCAUGGACUGGGCACAGAAGGCUGAGAAAAGCACAGGGGUUGUCACCACGACGCGUGUGACCCACGCUACCCCGGCAGCCUCAUACGCGCACUCAGCUGACCGGCGUUGGGAGGCCGACACAGACCUGCCAAGAUAUGGGCCUCGUUGUGAGGACAUAGCCACGCAACUCGUGAGAGGGAAAGUCGGGAAGAAUAUUGAUGUGGUCCUAGGCGGCGGCCGGCAAAACUUCCUCCCCUACACCAAAAAGGACAUUGAAGGCCACAUCGGCUACAGAAAGGACGGCACCGACCUCAUUGCCGAAUGGCUUGAUACCAAAAAGAAUCUCGGACACAACGCCAAAUACGUAUACACUAAGAAAGGACUUCUCAAUAUCAACCCCAGUGUGGAUAGUGUACUUGGCCUGUUCUCGCCGAGUCAUAUGCCGUAUCAUUUAGAAGCUGAUGAGGACGACCCGAGCUUGGCGGAGAUGACGCAGAAAGCUAUACAGAUACUGUCCAAGAAUAAGAAUGGGUUCUUCUUGUUUGUUGAAGGAGGCAGAAUAGACACCGCCCACCACGAGACCAAAGCCCAAAAGGCCUUAGACGAGACCGUGGAGCUGGCGAAGGCAGUGGAAGCAGCGCUCAGGAUGGUGAACACUGAAGAAACUCUGGUGGUGGUCACGUCAGAUCAUAGCCACACCAUGACGUACAGCGGGUACAGCAAGCGAGGAUCCGACAUACUUGGUUUCAGUAACAGGAUAAAUGCAUCAGACCACCAGCCGUUCACGACCCUAAGCUACGCGACGGGGCCAGGCCACAAGCAAGGCCACGACUCACAAAGAUACGACCUCACGUCUGACGAUCUCAAAAACCCAAACUAUACCUACCCGGCCUUAGUCCCGAUGUCCCGAGAGACUCACGGAGGCGAGGACGUGGCGGUGUUCGCGCGUGGGCCGUGGGCACACCUGUUCACAGGCAACUACGAGCAGAACUACCUGCCGCAUGCACUCGCAUAUGCGGCCUGCAUGGGCAGUGGGCUGCACGCGUGUCACCAAUACAGCUACGCAUAGAUUUACAACACGCUCAACUACAUCAAUCAGUGGUCUGUUUUAAUUAUACGAUUUUUCAAUGGUUAAUAAUAAAUUAAUCAAUUGUCAAUCAACUGAAAAGCAAUCGGUUAUUUACUUAUGAAUAAUUUAUUAAUCUAUGAUUUAUUAUUCAUUCCAUUGAACAAUGAUUUUUAAUGAAUUGGUACUAAAACAAACAGGUGUCCGAUUUUGAUAAUAAAAAUAUAUAUAUAAUAUGUAUAUAGAAAAGCAUUUUUUUCUAAAUAAAUAAGAAUGUUAUUGCGAUCUGCAUGGGUGGCGAUGGCGGGCUGCACCGCCACCAGUAUAGUUACAAGUACCUAGUCAGUUUACCGGCUACGAGUUACGAACUGAACUACAUCCCACAUGCGCUCGCAUAUGCGGCCUGCAUGGGCAGCGAACUACACGCCUGCCAUCAGUAUACUUACACGUAGCCUGUAACUCACGAAGGCGACGUAACGGUGCUCGCGCGUGUUUGGCGCACCUGUUCACGGAAAACUACGAGCAGAACUACUUCCCACAUGCGCUCGCAUAUGCAGCCUGCAUGGGCGGCGGACUGCAUGUCUGCCAUCAGUAUAACACAUAGCCUGUUGGUUUUUAUGCGUCGUUUACAGUAGAACACCGAGCCGCUCCGAUUCAUGCUCCGCUUUC